Exophiala bonariae is the source of this 1242-nucleotide messenger RNA. RefSeq lists its product as uncharacterized. Gene Ontology annotation, molecular function: pyridoxal phosphate binding. Gene Ontology annotation, biological process: biosynthetic process. Bases 1 to 1242 code for a protein of 413 amino acids. The record is from RefSeq and is a predicted model, not a curated record. The transcript has 2 exons. Lineage: Eukaryota; Fungi; Ascomycota; Eurotiomycetes; Chaetothyriales; Herpotrichiellaceae.
AUGGCAAGCAACUUGAACACUCUGGUUGACUCGGCUGAGUGGUUGGAGCAGCAUCGAAAUUCCGUCAAGUACGAUCUUGCGAGCGCGAGUCCGUCGCCUCUUUCGAUAAACGACCUCCUCGGUAUUUCAGAACAUCGAGACAAAUCUCAGCAGGUUUUAGCACUUCCGGAUCUAACACUUGAGGAUCACACCUCCCUUACGGGUGCAGAUGAAUUUCGAGACAACCUUGCAGCUUUGUACUCGGCCAAGUCUGUUGGAGUGACGCGCGAGGAUAUCAUCAUAUCCAGCGGGGAAUCAGCAGCAAUCUACACAGUGCUGUCCUCAUUACUAGCCAAAGGCGAUCAUGUCAUUUGUCAACAUCCCUCAAAUGAGCUGCUGCACCAAAUCCCUACAAAUCUCGGUGUCGAAGUCUCUCUCUGGAAAGCUAAGCCAACGUCCAAAUGGAAGCUCGAUGUCGAGGAACUCGCGGGCCUCACUCGGGACUCGACAAAAUUGAUCAUCAUACAGAGUCCUUGCGAUCCUACCGGUGCGAUCGUACCUAGACCAGUUCUCGAGCAGCUCAUUGAUUUCGCUACCGAGAAAAAUCUUACCAUUCUGGCUGAUGAGGUCUCCCGACCUUUAUUUCAUUCCAUUCUGCCUUCUGACGAAGACUUCCCACCAUCGACGGUCAAUAUGGGUUACAAAAAAGUGGCAGUCAUCGGAUCUGUCAGUCGGGCAUACAGUCUGCCUGGUAUCAAAGCUGCGUGGAUUACAUCGAGGCACAAGGAAAUCAUUGAUGCCUGCCGCCGCAGCAUACAGCUUACCUCAGGGCCUGUCUCGAGACUCGAUGAAGCCGUCGCUGCAGAAGCAGUAAGCGACCGGUGCAUUCAUGGCUUGCUAGCCAGAAACAUCAAGAUCUGUCAGACAAACAUGGAAGCUCUGCAAGCAUUCAUUGAUGAACACAAUUGGGCAUGCUCCUGGGUUAAACCGGUAGCCGGGACAACAGGAAUGAUUAAAUUUCACAAAAUGGGGAAACCCAUUGACAACGAGGCAUUCUGCACUGCACUUCAUUCCCAGCAGGGCAUUCUAGUCGUGCCUGCGAAUAAAAGUCUGGAAGACCGAUCGGACUUGCGUGGACACGUAAGAGUUUCCUUUGCCGGACCAACAAAAGAGUUCAACACCGCCCUAGAAGCAUGGAAAGUUUUCAUGGAAGAGCACUAUGAAACAAUCCCAACAGUCUUGAAUAAAUCAAAUGCAAUUUAA